AUGCUGAGUGUGACGGCAGUCAUCGCCAUCGCCGUGGGCUGCUCCGUGCUGUUCAUCGUCAGCGCAACGGUUGGCAUCGUCGUCUGGUGGCGCUUGCGACAGGACCGUCUCUCGCUGGCUAUGGCCCAGGCCAGGCUGGCAGCGACUGUGCCGGUGCAGGGCUUCAACAGCGUCCUGGCAGACCCGGCGCGCAAAGACGCUGCGCUGCCCUACGGCCAGCUGCCGUACAGCCUGCUGCCUCGCGAAUGGGCGCCCCUGGCCUCGACCGAGACGUUCCAGCUGUCCAUGACGCCCGUCAAGCGGUCGUCGUCGCCGCAGAAGAGAGAAAGGGCUCGUUCUCUGAGAGGCUCCAUUUCCCGGUCUCUGUCCAAACGGCUGUCGCUCUCCAAGAGAAACCACCAGAAGCCCGUCGCGUUGAGUCCCUUGACCGUCGACGAAGCCACCAAGAGCUCGUCUUCCAACAAUCGCCCGGAUGCAAAGGAGAAAGAGCCCACGUCGGCCGUCGAGGGCUUCUCUGAGCUGCCCACCGAGAUCACGCCGCGAAAUACGCCCGAAAAGGACCGCGAAGACGCGACGCCGUCCGAGUUGGCGAGCAGCCGCUCCGCAUGCACCGCCUGGCCGCAUCUCGCCUCGGAUCGCACGUUCACCGUGCUCACCGACCAGCACGACCGGCCUGGCCAGCGGUCGUCCCGCGUGCGGACUGGCAGCAUCAUCGCGCAGUCGGCCGGAGCAGCGCCAGAGAUGCCCAUGCCUCCGCCUCCCCCGGCCUCGUAUGCGCGCGGCGGCAUCUAUCAACUUCCGCCGGACGACUCGCUCAUGCGGCUGUCGUCCCUGAGCCUGGAGACGGCCAACAGCUCGAUCCUGGACGAAGGCAGGAGGGCGUCCAUGUCGGUCGACGGCGAAUUCCACUCGCCCUCGCUGCCGCCAUGCCCGACCUUCACGCCGUUCAGCCCCUGCGACAUCGUCCGAGGCGGCUCCGUGGCGCGCGACUGUGCCUCGCAGCGGCGAUCCCAGUCGCAGAGACUGUCGUCGUCGACGGCCCGCUUGACCGUCGCGUCCAGCGAUUCCUACAAGUUGGAUCUGGGAGGCUGCUCGCCUCGUCGGAGCCUGACCACGCGCGAAUCGCCUCAGCCAGCGUCAGACUGGCCCGGCCAGCUGCCACGCCGCGGCGAAACGGUCCUGUCUCCUCCUCGUCCCAGACCGGCCAGCAGACGAGCAGAUUCAAGCCCCCGACGACAGACCGCGAACAAUGCAAUCGCAAAGUCCUAUGCGUCCCAAAGACAGCGCAGGACGAGUUCCGUUGCAAUCAGCGAUGAAAUCAGCCCAUGGCACGCGAAAGAGCCACCGACGACAAAACUCGGUCCGCAUCUCCGCCUAUCCUCCCACCACGUUCGGCGGACCGGUUUUUCCCCUAUGCUCGAAGAACCGGAAGAGGUAUCCGAACUGGAGAAUGAGAAUGACUUGAAUGUGCAUUCUUCUUCUAACCAGCAGCAGCAGCAGCAGCAGAGACGGCACAGCCGACAUUGCUCGACAGGCUCCAUCCCAGAGAUAAGAAGCUCGUCGAUCCUGGGGAAUAAUUGUUCGCCGGCGAUGAACUCUCGCGUCGUCACUCGCUCCAACACGUCCCGCAAGCGCAGCCACUCGCGGAUGGACGACGACGUCUUCGUCUGCCCUGCCUCUGCGUCAUCACCGUCAGAAAAGCACAGUCUGUCGAGGACGCCAUCGCCAGAGAAACCAGAGCCCGCCUCGUGGUAUUUGCCUCGUUCGGACGCGUUCUCUCUAUCGCCGUCCCUGUUUGCGACGGGCAGUCCUCAACGGUAUACCGUCCGCGGUGGUGGUGGUCCGCAAGGUGUUCCCGUAAGACGAACAGUACGGAACAGCGCGCCGCCUUGUGCGAAUACUAGUACUAGUACUACAGGUAUUACUACUACGAGUAUUACGAGGUCAGAGGAUUCAAUUAUGUCGACCCCCACACAAUCGCCAAAGAGAGCCCUCACCCUCGCCCCCUCCCCCAGCAAAGACGUCCGCAAAUCCAUCACCCUGCUGCGCCGCAUGAACAGCGACGCCUGGGACGACGACUCGCGCGCGUACCGGUGCAUGGGCGGCUGCUGCAGUCCCAGUCCCAGUCCCAGCUCACUGUCGCUGUCGCUGUCGCUGCAGCAGGGGCGGCGGAUGUCUGCCAGUAAUCGCAGUUCGCUGGCGGGUAGCAUCACCAUCUGGGAGGAUGCGGGCGAGGAGGAGGACGCUGCGUCUGCGUCUGCGUCUGCGUCGACGUUGAUGCCAAGGAGGAGGGUUUCUGUUAUGGAGAGGAUUGAUUCGGAUGGAGCAGCUGAAGAUGCUGCUAGCAGCAGCAACAGCAGCAAGAAUAAUCCUAGCAGCGGCGACAACAACGAUUCCACCAGCGACAGUACCACCACGAAAAACAACGUCAAUAACAACAGCAACAGCAGCAACAACAACGACACAAACAAAAACAAUCAAUCAAUCCUCACAACACCACACAACAAACCCAAAGGAUUGGGGUUAGGGUAUGCCGGUGCUGAUGGAGGUGGAGGUCCCAGCUGCGCAACCACGCCAGCAAGUCUCUACGAUCGGGACGGGUUCCUGAAGGAGUGA
Messenger RNA from Rasamsonia emersonii CBS 393.64, 2616 nucleotides. RefSeq lists its product as uncharacterized. The record is from RefSeq and is a predicted model, not a curated record. Lineage: Eukaryota; Fungi; Ascomycota; Eurotiomycetes; Eurotiales; Trichocomaceae. Bases 1 to 2616 code for a protein of 871 amino acids. The transcript has 2 exons.